AUGGAGGAGGACAGGCUCGGGCAGGUCCGCGCUGGCAGCUACAGCCCUGCGGAGCGCCAGAGCGGCGUCGAGCACAUAGUCUGGGAGAAGAGCAGGGCGGCGUGGCGCGUUCAGUAUAAAAUACAGAACGGCCCGGAUCAAGGUCGCCAAAGGCAGCCCUUGUUCCGCCCGAAGGACGAAUCGUCGGAGGAGGUGGAGCAGGCGCGGCUCGCCGCUGUCGAGGCGAUGCGGCGGCUCAUGGAGGAGGACAGGCUCGGGCAGGUCCGCGCUGGCAGCUACAGCCCUGCGGAGCGCCAGAGCGGCGUCGAGCACAUAGUCUGGGAGAAGAGCAGGGCGGCGUGGCGCGUUCAGUAUAAAAUACAGAACGGCCCGGAUCAAGGUCGCCAAAGGCAGCCCUUGUUCCGCCCGAAGGACGAAUCGUCGGAGGAGGUGGAGCAGGCGCGGCUCGCCGCUGUCGAGGCGAUGCGGCGGCUCAUGGAGGAGGACAGGCUCGGGCAGGUCCGCGCUGGCAGCCCCAGCCCUGCGGAGCGCCAGAGCGGUGUCAAGCACAUAGUCUGGGACAAACGCAAGACAGCGUGGUGCAUUAGAUAUAAGAUACAGAACGGCCCUGAUCAAGGUCGCAGAAAGACGCCCGCGUUCCGCCCGAAGGACGAGUCGCCAGAAGAGGUGGAGCAGGCGCGGCUCGCCGCCGUCCAGGCGCUGCGGCGGCUGGAGGAGGAGGACAGGCUCGGACAGGUCCGCGCUGGCAGCCCUAGCCCAAGCGGCGUCAAGCACAUAGCCUGGGAGAAACACAAAAAGGUAUGGGUCAUUAAGUAUAAGGUACAGAACGGCCCGGAUCAAGGUCGCAGCAAGCAGCCCACCUUCCGGCCGAAGGACGAGUCGCCAGAGGAGGUGGAGCAGGCGCGGCUCGCCGCCGUCGAGGCGCUGCGGCGGCUCCAGGAGGAGGACCGCGCCCUCGAGCCGAGCGGCUCGGGCGUGCCCUGCGCCGGCCGCGGCCGCCAGGAGGUGCCGCUUCUCGAGGGGUUGUUUCUGGUCGUCGGAGACGAUGCGCAGCGGCGGCUUUAG
This is a messenger RNA of Prorocentrum cordatum, 1065 nucleotides long. NCBI's taxonomy places the organism in Eukaryota, Dinophyceae, Prorocentrales, Prorocentraceae. The record is from the annotation of a GenBank genome assembly.